Messenger RNA from Entelurus aequoreus (snake pipefish), 2901 nucleotides. RefSeq names its product cAMP responsive element binding protein 3-like 4 (gene creb3l4). Gene Ontology annotation, biological process: regulation of transcription by RNA polymerase II. Bases 213 to 1295 code for a protein of 360 amino acids. The transcript has 10 exons. Lineage: Eukaryota; Metazoa; Chordata; Actinopteri; Syngnathiformes; Syngnathidae. Gene Ontology annotation, cellular component: nucleus. Gene Ontology annotation, molecular function: RNA polymerase II cis-regulatory region sequence-specific DNA binding; DNA-binding transcription factor activity, RNA polymerase II-specific. The record is from RefSeq and is a predicted model, not a curated record.
GAAGCAGACGAAGGCGGAAGUCAAGUGGACUUCGCGACCAAGACAAGUUUCGGAACUUUUCUCUUUCCUCAGUUUUUGGGAGUAAAAAAGUAACACUUUUAAACUCAAAGGAAAAGAAGAGGGAUAAAAAAAUCACUUUGUCAUGACGAAGCCCAGCCGGUGAAGUGUGAACGUCACAAGCGUGAGUCACUUUAGUCUGUUUUUUUCAGGUCAUGGAUGCAGAAAACAGACAGCAAUGUAACCAUGGCGACACGACGGCACAGGCUUGGCAGCAGGAAGUGCAUCUCCCAUCAUGCCUUGUUCUGGACGACAGCGAAUCAGAGGAUGUCCUCCAGGCUGUGAACCCCAACCAUGUGUUUGGUGGCGGCCCAUCCUCAGACAGCGACAGCGGCGUUUGUGAGGAUCCCGCGGGCCAGAGUCCCGUUGCCACGGUGACGCUGACCCAGCCCUGUGUCUACCGGGUGGUGUAUGACCUGAACGAGCCGGAGCAGGCGAGCGCGGACGUCGUCUCCAUCGAGCUGGACUUAUGGAGCUCGCAGGCUCUGAGGCCCGACGCGUGCGUUGUUGGUGAGAUGCCACCGGUCUCCGGUGCCAAUGGCCAGCCCACCGUGGACUUGUCCGGCUGGGACUUGCAGCUGACAGAGGAGGAGCAGAAGUUGCUGAGUCAGGAGGGCGUGUCCUUGCCCAGCCAGCUUCCUCUCACCAAGGCCGAGGAGCGAAUCCUGAAGAAAGUUCGCAGGAAAAUCCGCAACAAGCAGUCUGCGCAGGACAGCCGUCGCCGCAGGAAGGACUACAUCGACAGCCUGGAGAACAGGGCAGCAGUGUGCACAGCUCAGAACAAGGAGCUGCAGAAGAAGGCGGAGCAGUUGGAGAAACACAACAUGUCUCUGCUGAGUCAGCUGCGCCAUCUCAAGUCUCUGAUCAAACAGACCGCUAGCAAGGCAGCGCAGACCACCACCUGCUUACUAAUCAUCUUUGUGUCGCUAAGUCUGAUCCUCCUGCCAAGUUUGAGUCCAAUCAGCCGCCGCUCGUUUGCAGACGACGACUACCGGCCCUCCGGAGUGCUUUCCAGAAACAUCCUGACUGACGUUGCUUCCUCACCGCCCAAGUCCGACGAGCCGGUCGCUCUGGAUUCCUCGGUUCCGCCUGACCCGUCGGGCCAAUCAGGAGCGGAGGUCAACGACCCCGAACAGAACCUUGACCGUGUGGUCCCGCUGAGCGUUCAAUCGGGAAACGCUUCCAUCGAGACGCCAAGUCACCGCGUCGCCAAAUCGCCGCACGCAGAUGAGAUGUAGUGACUCCGCCCUCGCCAACAGGAACUCCUGAUGGUACAUGAGACUCCAUCCCCUCGCUAUUGGCCGACCUGGCGUCCAACCUACAAGCUCGCAGUGAUAGUUUUCUUUUGCGCUUACCCCUACUUCCUGUUUCUCCAACAUGUCCGUCAACUUUUUAGCCCCGCCUGCUGACCGCUCACUUAUAGUUCCUCCUUCCUGUUUUCAUGUCACAUUCAAUCACCAAAGUUCCUUUCGAACACAAGUGUCAACACGUACACGUGUGAGUCAUACAACAUCGCCACAACAACGCUAUAACAGCCAAUUUCCCGACAAACGACAUGACAAACAUGAUGAACCAAACAAACACAUCACAACAACGUAACACAUAGAGGGAAAUUACUACCGAAACCCCACAUACACACAUACAUGUUUUUACUCAUUUUUCAUUUUUAUUUAAUUCAAAUAAAACAAAUGUUUUUGCAAGUAAAAAUGUUUUUGAUCGAAAAAACAAUUUGCAAAAAAUAUUUUUAAUUAAAAAAAAAACAAUUCGGUUGUAUAAAAAUUUUUUUCUGCAAGUUAAAAAAUGAUUCGCAAGUAACAAAAAAUAUUUUCUACAGGUAAAGAAAAACUAUUUUCUACAGGUAAAAAACAUUUUUGCAAGUAAAAAAACAAUAAGAAUGUAAAAAAAAAAUGUCUACAAUAAAUUUUUUUCCCCCGCAAAUUAAAAAACAAAAAUGUUUCUGCAAGCAAAAAAAUUUUCUGAAGUAAAAACUACCGUAAUUUCCGGACUAUAAGCCGCUACUUUUUCCCCUCGUUCUGGUCCCUGCGGCUUAUACAAGGGUGCGGCUUAUUUACGGCCUGUUCUUCUCCGACACAGACGAAGAGGAUUUCGGUGGUUUUAGUACGCAGGAGGAAGACGAUGACACAAUGAUUAAAGACUGACUUUUCAUAUACCGGUAGGCUGGUUAUUUUGAUAACGUACAGGCGAGCACUUUGUAUUACUUUGCACCGUUGUAUUAUUUGUACUCUGCCCGAAUGCCGUUCGCCAUGUCAAAGAUGUGAAAGUUUGAUUGAAUGAUUGAAAGAUUUAUUGUUAAUAAAUAGGACGCUUUGCGUUCCCAAACAGUCAUCUCUGUCCCGACAAUCCCCUCCGUGGUAGCAGGAACCCCUAUAUACUACGGUAAUUACACAUCAAAACCCUGCGGCUUAUAGUCGGGUGCGGCUUAUAUAUGGAGCAAUCUGUAUUUUCCCCUAAAUUUAGCUGGUGCGGCUUAUAGUCCGGAAAUUACGGUACUCUUGUUUUUGCAAGUAAAAAAAAUAUUUGCAAAUAAAAAUAACUUUUUUUGCAAAUAAAAACAACUUUUUGCAAGCAAAAAAACGAUUUCAGGUAAAUAACUAUUUUUUGCAAGCAAAAAUAUUAUUUGCAAGUAAAAAAAUAUGUAAUUAUUUUUAAAAAAUGAUUCGCAAGUAUAUAAAAAUGUUCUUACAAAUUAAAAUUUUUGGCAGUAAUAUUCCACCACUUACGAUCCACACAUUUUCACUCAGCGCACCCGUAAUUUGCAUUCUACAACCACAGGUGGUGCUGCUGAGUCAAUAUAAGGCCCUCAGAGCAACUGGCUUUUGCGCA